AUGGGCAGAAUAGAGACAUUAGAGUUGGAGAACUUCAAAUCCUUUAAAGGAAAACAUGUUGUUGGACCUUUCAAGAAGUUUACUGCCAUCAUUGGACCGAAUGGAUCAGGUAACCUUGUGUAAUUUGUUUUUUACUUUGAAAUUUAGGUAAAUCUAACCUUAUGGAUGCCAUUUCCUUUGUUUUGGGAGAGAAGAGCACAGCCUUGAGAGUUCGGAGGAUUGGAGUAAGUGUUAUUGUGGUUUACAUAUUUGCAUAAUGCGUUGGACGAAGUAAUGAAUAUUUUAUGGUUAAUGAAUUCAGGUUUUUAUAUUGUUAUUUUAUCUUUUUUAGGAUUUGAUCCAUGGAGCGUCGAUCAACAAACCCUAUUCGAAUACUUGUCGUGUUACCUUAAAUUACAUUGAUGACGAGGAAAAUAAACGGAUCUUUACUCGAGCUGUUAAGAACCAGAAUAACGAAUAUCGUGUAGAUAAAGAAGUAGUAACCACAGCACAGUACAACAGUGCUCUUCAGAGUAUUAAUGUCUUUAUUAAAGCUCACAACUUUUUGGUAUUCCAAGGAGAAGUUGAACAGAUUGCGAUGAGGUCUCCUAAGGACUUGACUGAGAUGUUUGAAGAGUUGUCUAAGUAUGUUUUUAAAAGUAUGGACAUUUCUUUGUAAAUUUUUAAAUAUAUUUGUAAUAUUGUUUUAUUUUUUAGAUCUGCCCAGUUUAAGAAUGAAUAUGAAAGGCUGAAGAGCGAAGUUGAAAAGGCUGAAUCUGAAACCGUCAAUAACUUUAACAAACGACGAGAUGUAGAAAAAGAAAAGAAACUGGCAAAACAAGAAAAAGAUAUGGCCAGAAACUUUGAUCUCGCUAAAGAAGACUUUGUAGGUUUAUUUUUAUAUUAUUUUUUAUCGUUUUAGAGGUUGUAAUGUAAAUCAAUAUUUUAAAUAUAAAUUAAUUUCAGGCUUACAAAUCUACAAAAUUUUAUAUUGCCAAGCUUUUCGCCGCUGAUUUGGCAGAGAAAAAGGCUAGAAAUCAGAAAGCUCGGUUUGAAGAAGAAUUGGAUGAAGCUAAAGAAUCUAAGCAAGAACACGAUUCUAAAGUUCAGGCAAAGCGAGACGCUGUUAGACAGAGGAACAGAGAAGUUCAUAAACUUGAAAACAAGGUUUUGUCCGAUGAAAACAAUGUCACGAAGGAAAAGCCAGAACUUUUGAAGCUAAACCAACAGAAGGAGCAUAUAAAGAAAAGGUUGGAAGUGCUACAGAAGUCUCAACAAGCUGCUCAAAAGAAGGCUGAAGAACACGAAAAGAACAUUUCUGAUGCUACAAAGAAACUCGAGUAGGUUUCAAAAAAUAUUAAUUGUAGCUCUUAAGUUCUUACUAUUAAUUUAACUGUGGUUAUGUAACUUAUUAUUAUUAUAGUGGGGCCAAGAAACAAAAAGAGAAGUUAGAAGCGGCAUUGGCUGCUCAGUCUGAACAGAGCCAACUGAAAUUGGAUUCCCAACAGAUUGAUGAAUAUCGUGCAUUGAAGGCCGAAGCCGAGAAACGAACGAUGAUGGUUUCUUCUGAAAUCUACAACAAACAACAAGAAAUGGAGCACAUACAGUCUUUGAUUGACUUUGAAAAGCAAAGACUGGUCGAAUGGAAAGACAAGGAAAGACGUGUAAGUCAUUUUGAGUCGAACCUUUGAGUUGUGUUUUGUUGUGUUGUAUUUUAGUCAAUUUAUCUUUUUAGGCUGUAGAGGACUUGGAAAAAGACAAACGAAUUUGUGAAUCUAUUCAAGAAUCAAACGAAAGAACCAAAGAACGCCUUCAGAAUGAACGCGGAGGUUUUGACGACGAUGAGGAACAGAUGAGAAAUGUAAAACAACAAAAGGCAGACCUGCAAGAAGCGUUGGCUGACAUUCAGAAGCAGUUGAGCGACGCUGAUGGAGAUACGAAAGAGACCAGAAGAGAACAACUUAAGAAUGAAGCCUUGGAGAACAUGAAACGUAUCUUCGGCGACCAUGUUUACGGUAGAAUAGUAGAGUUCUGUAGUCCAGUUAACAAGAGAUACAAUGUAGCCAUUACGAAGAUUCUGGCCAAACACAUGAACUCUAUUGUUGUUGAUACUGAUGACACAGCACGAGCGUGCAUCAACUAUCUUCAUGAACAACGUAGCGAGCCUGAGACCUUUUUGCCUUUGAAUACGAUUGAAGUGUCAGCGUUGAAGGAACAGCUGCGGAACAUGAGGAAUGCCAAAUUAGUUUACGACGUGAUUCAGUGUUCUGUGCCUGAAGCCAAGAAAGCUGUUCAGUUUGCUUGUGGCAACGCUUUAGUUGCUGACAGCAUUGAGGUUGCGAGAGAUUUGGCAUAUGGUACUGACAGAUACAAGGCAGUGACUGAAAAUGGUACUCUGUUUAACCCAGAAGGAACUAUUUCAGGUAAUUAUUAAAGGUUUUGUCAUGCAAUGAAAUCGUGACAAUAAUUGUGUUUUUAAAAUUAAAGUUUUUAUUUUUAGGUGGUAGUUCUGAUCUCAAGCAACGCUCUAAAAAGUGGGAUGGCCAACAAACAAAGAAACUGAAGGACAAAAAACGAAAGAUUGAAGCUGAGUUGGCAGAGAUUCAAGCAGCGACCAAGUCAGAAUUGGAACUGGAGAUGAAGCGACGAGAAAUCAGAAACAUGGAAAACAGAAUCAAGUACACAGAGCAAGAUCUUGAACGAAGAACCCGAGAACUUGAAGCCAAGGAAGGUGAAGUCAUCAGAAUUAGGAGUGGGGUUGAAAACAGCGAGUUCUUGCUUCGUGAGAAGAAUGAAGAGUUGGCGGAAGAACAAGAAAAGAUCGACGAAUUAAUUGCCAAACGAGAUCAAGUUGAAUCUCUGGUAUUUGAACAGUUUUGUCAACGUAUUGGUAUUAUAAACAUCAAAGAAUACGAGGAAAAUGAGCUUCACUUCCACGAAGAACAAAACAGAAAGAUCAACGAGUGUCUGACCAACAUCGAGAAGUUCAAAAACGAACUCGAGUAUCUCAAGACUGAAGAUCGUCAAGCUGUUGUUGAACGGGAAGCGGAGAAGAUUACUAAACUGAAAAAGGAGGAAAAGGCUACGGAAAAGAAAUACAAAGAGCAGCAGCAGAAAGUAGAACAGUUGGAGCAGUUACUCAAUGAUGACAAGGAACUUCUACAAACAAAGAAGGUCGAGUUGGAAGAAGCGGAAGCUGAGUUGAACAGUGCCAAGAAAGAAGGACAGGAGAUCGACAAAGCUGUUCAUGCAGCUGAAAAGAAGAUCCUAAGUCAAGAUCAGACAAUCAGUAGGAAGGCCGAACAGCGCCACGCUCUUCUACUUGAGUGCAAAGUGCAAAAUGUGGAUAUUCCCCUGAUCAGUGGAAGUAUCGACAGUUUGGUACAAGACGAGUGUAAGUCUUACUUCCUUAAAAUGUCUGUUUAAUCAUGAAUGGAAAUUAUUAUUAUUGGUUUCUGUCAAUAUAAAACUUUUUAAUUAUUUUUGCCUAAAAUAACAUCUUUUAUCUUUAGCUGACGAAUCUCAGCCAACUCAGAGUACUAGCACAGAAUUCACGCAACGACUGACCGACAGUAUUCAGAUCGAUUUUUCUUCAUUGUCGAAUAAGGAGAAACGGAAAUACGAAGAUGAGACAAAUGCCACAAAGGAGAUUAUAGCACUCCAGAAGGCUAUGGCAGAAGCGGAAGCGAAAUUGGGAAGAAUCGCACCACCGAUCAUUGAUGUAAACCAAAGGUAAAUCAAUUGUGUUUUAACCUCAAUGUUACAGUUUUCGCUAAGGUCUGGUGUUAAAACUUAAUAAUUUAGAAUGGAAGAAGUAAAAGGCAAAGAAAAGGAAACAAUUGACCAGUAUGAAAAUGCAAGAAAGCAUGCACAGAAGUUGAUGCACGAUUUUGAUAAAGUGAAACAGAACCGGUUGAAUCGCUUUUCGGAGUUCUUUGAUCCUGUAGCACAACAUAUUGACGAAAUCUAUAAGGUAUGUCAUUUGUACACUAUUAUUUUUAUGUUUGUUCAUAGGUUAUCGAUCUUAUGUUGCGUUUAAAGAGUAUAUAAUGACUUCUUUAGGGACUCACCAAAACUCAAAGUGCGCAGGCGUACUUGGGGCCCAUGAACCACGAAGAACCUUACAACGAUGGUAUACAGUACAAUUGUAUCGCCCCAGGAAAGCGAUUCAGGCCGAUGGACAAUCUCUCUGGAGGAGAAAAGACAAUCGCCGCCUUGGCCCUCUUGUUCGCCAUCCACGGGUCCAAACUGCCAUCCCCAUUCUUCGUACUCGAUGAGGUUGACGCCGCUUUGGACAAUACCAAUAUUGGUCUUGUGGUCAACUACAUGAGGGAACGUUCCCGCACUGAUCUCCAAGUUAUCGUAAUAUCCUUGAAAGAGGAAAUGUACAGUAAAGCCGACGGUUUGAUCGGAGUCUACCCCAAGAAGUCUCACCCUUGUAUCUCUUCAGGAAUCAUCACAAUGGACCUAGAAAAUAGUGCUUAAAAUAAUUUAAACUUCACACUUUCUAACGUAUUAACCUAUAUUAUAUAUUUAUCUCACGUUAUUAUAAAGUAAAUAAAGUACCUGGUGUUAUAAACAUUGAAUUCGUCGUAUACUACCAAAGAAGAUUACAUUGCACUGAAAUGGGUAAAUUUAAGUUUAUAAGACAGAUAACUUAGGUCUUCUAAAGUUUUAAUUUCAUAGAUAUCAAUUUUUUUAAUUUUAAUUCAAAUGCUUAUUUAUACGCUCAAUUUGCACUAACGAAAAAUCGUGGCAUUCCGAUAUAAAGUAAAAAUUUCUAAAACUAUUUUUUCGUAAAAUUAUGCAUAAGGCACAGAUACGAUGGCUGAAAAUGGUGUAAAAAUUACUUCAAAGUCAGUUGUAUCUACGUUGGGAACGUUCAGAACUAACAUUAAACAUGUAAAGAGUAUAAAUGAAGUUAAAAAAUGUUUGUUCGGUAUGUCUUUGAUUAAGUGCAACUUGUAAAAUAUUUUAUUCGUAUUAUUCUUUAAACAAUGUUGUUUUAAACUGCUAUUUUUUAUUAGUUAAAAGGAUAAACUUUUCAGAGAACGAACCGUUUGCUCAUUAUUACUUUGAAGACUUCAUUGAGAAUGUUGAAGAUCUCGAUCUUCUCCAGAAAGAGCUUGAUGCAGCUUCAUGGAACAGAAAAGAGAACGAUCUCUACUCACUAAACCAAACAUCAGAUCUAAAACUUUUUGAUCCUGACAAGUUUUCUAACUUGUGUUCUUUUCGAAAUUACCUAAAAACCGAUCUAAAAAACUACUUGGCCGAUGUCACUAGAUUCGAACUGAACGAUAACGUCGCUGUUACUGGCAGUAAAUACUGUAGAACUGACACUUUAUUACCUCAUGAUGACAGUCUUGACGAACGUGCUAUUGCCUUCGUUUUAUAUUUGAGCGACGAUUUUACAGCCAAAGACGGUGGUGAUCUGAUAAUAUACAAGUCAGAUCCAAAAAUCAAUCGACCGGUAGAGGAGUACAAAAGGAUCAUACCUAAAAAGAACACUUUGUUGAUAUUUCCUGUCCAAACGAACACAUGGCACGCUGUCUCAGAAGUCUUGUCGGACAGAGUUAGACUUACGGUAAAUGGAUGGUUUCAUGUUACCGGUCGAAAGUCAGCUUCCGAUCCAGCUCCUGAGAAGCCUCUGGUUAGACUGACACCUGGACUGGACAUUGAGGUAAGUCUCGUUUGUCUUAUGUUUAUGUUUUUAGUUGAACGACGUUCAUGAAUGGGUGAAUCCGACGUACGUUGACGAAGCAUCGCACAAAAUGAUUAAAAAAAAGUUUUGUGCUAGAUCACAAUUGACCCUGGACAACUUCCUUAGCGACGAUUGUUAUGAUGAAGUGUUAAAAGAAUUGAAGAGUGCAAAGUUUGAUAGACUUGGAACAGCAGACAGAAGGUACAAGAUUACUUACCACUACUUUAGUUUUUUAAUGAUACUACCUGUUAUUGGACUUUUAUAAGGAAGUUACUUCUGUUUUUAGGAGAAUAGACAGAUUAAACGAGGAAGCGAUACCAAAGGAUGGAGCUGUGCAAAAGGUUUUGAAUCUGUUCAGAUCUCAAGUCAUGUCGCUGCUUUUGACUCAAUGGACGGGUCUGGAUUUGAUUAAUGAAGAAAGGGAAGAAGAACCUGGUAGGUUUGAAAUGUUAAAAUAAUUUGAGAUUCUAUUUGUUGUUAGCAUUUACUUACGAUUACUGUUUCAGCGUCAAAGAAGCCUCGCACUUCAGAGAAUGGUGACGAUGCCAAACACGAUGACAAUCCAGGUAUACUACGCAUUAUUAAAACAUUUAUAGUCUACAGCAGAGUUAGAUAUUUUAGUAUUUUAUGAAACCAUGGUUAAAAAAGUAAUAUUAUUUGUUUUAGUCUCCAUGUUAUCUUCACUUAACCGUGUGCGUCACAGUUACUACUCCUUAGUAGACUCUCAGAUGGCAGCAGAUGCCAAGAACAAUGGAUAUGCAUUAGACUUGAUGAUUUUCUUUAUGGACGACGAAGAGUGGCCUUCCGAAGCUGGAGGAUUCAUAAGUUAUCUGGCUGAAAACGAUCCUGAUGAAGUACGUUGUAACCAUAUCAAGUUGUUGUUGAUGUAAUCACUAUUAUUCAUAGAUUUUAUUGUUAUCAUUAGAAUUCUUUAAAUUUACUUUAUUUUUUACAGUUACUGCGAAUGCCUCCACGGAAGAAUUCAUUGGCGAUAGUGUUCCGUGAACCCGGAGUUUUAAGCUUUACCAAAUAUGUCAAUUGCAAUAUCGGAGACAAAGAGUAUUUCGGCUUGAAUUUGACGUAUUUUGGAGUCUGCAACGAUGAUGAAGAUGAAGCAGAAGAUGACGAGGUAAUUUUAAACAAUUUAUUUUGAUUUUCUUUGCUUUAGGAUGAGUUUGAGGAUGAACUUGGCGAAGAAUCUGAAGAAGAAGAUGAGGCUGAUAAGCCAGGAACUUCAAAAUCCUAG
Molecule: messenger RNA, 6926 nt
Organism: Bursaphelenchus okinawaensis
Lineage: Eukaryota; Metazoa; Nematoda; Chromadorea; Rhabditida; Aphelenchoididae
Source: the annotation of a GenBank genome assembly